This is a messenger RNA of Aspergillus thermomutatus, 2190 nucleotides long. Its product is annotated as Clr5 domain-containing protein. The record is from RefSeq and is a predicted model, not a curated record. The coding region runs from base 1 to 2190 and encodes 729 amino acids. The transcript is spliced from 4 exons. Lineage: Eukaryota; Fungi; Ascomycota; Eurotiomycetes; Eurotiales; Aspergillaceae.
AUGGAUCCUAUAUCUCGUGCCGCUACAAUUCAAGCAGCACGUCAGGCGUUUGAGGAAAAAGAAGCAGCCAAAGCACGCAAGCUUGAAGAACAGCAACUGAGGGCUGAAGAGAAACAAAUGAAACGCAAGGGAAAACAACCCUGGCACACAUCACUUACAGUUGCGGACAAGCAGGAACCAUUCCCCGAGAAUGGGCUAUCUGAGAAGUCGAGUGCCGCUGAAGAAUUAGAUUCUCCCCAGGAUCGGCCUCUACGCAGCCAGACUUUGGAUUAUUCUACGGCGUGCCAAAUAGCUCAACAUACUACAGCGGCAGCGUUCGACUACGGUCCGCAGGAGCGACAACAGGCGCCUUUCUCGUCCCAUUGUCCUAUCGGCUCCCAUUAUCACUCUUACUGGUAUCAGAUCCGUUUCCUGAGGCGCACCUCCACUGUGGGGGGAGCGUCUCACCAAAACUCUCUCGUCAUGGUGUACGAUUGGGAGGGCAAGCGAGAAAUAUGCUAUCAGAUGUACAUCAAAGAUAAGAAAGCGCUGGAGGAAAUUAUGGAAUACAUGCGAAAUGUAUAUCAAUUCUCACCCAGUAAGCGCGCCUUCCAAACACAGUUUAAGCGAUGGGGCUUUCCUUCCAAACAGAAUCCGGCCCACAAAAAUGCAGAGCUUGUCGCUCGCGUCAAACAACUUUGGGAGCGAAAUACAAGCCAACGGGACAUGCUGCGUGUCUUGAAUGAAGAAGGCUUCGAGAUUAAAGAAAGAGAAUUGAUGCGGGUGCGCGCGAAGAAUCGCUGGCUACUCCGUGUUCCCAAUGGAAUGAAGUCGCAAGCGACUGUCCGACCAUCUGUGCAGCUACCGGAAGACGAGGGACUACUAGCACUCCAACAGGAAGUAUACAAGACCGCAGAACCCUUCUACGACGCUCAGAAUCUCCCUGCCGAUUCACCAGUCAUGCGGCCUCCAUCGCCUAGCUUAUCAGCUGAUGUACUCGCGAAGCGCCAAGAGAGACUUGAACGCUUGAAAGCAGAGAGUGCUGAACGCUGGGCUUCCAGGAAACGGCGUCGGCGCACCCGGGAAUGGGCUGGACUACCGGCCGACCCGCCUGGGCCGCCGCGCUUUCCUUCCGAGACCACAAUCGAUGAGAAUCAGUUUCAAAAGAUAUGCGAAGAGGCAGGGUUCAUCAAGAAAACUGCUGCUGGUCCUGAAAGAUGGCAGGAAGCGAAAAACAGACUAAUACAAGAGUCAGAACAUCUUCAGCGGGUAUUCUGGGAAGAUCCCAAUCAGCUUGAUGCCAAAGCCCUCGCUCUCGAUGUUGUUUGUACAGAUGUCACUAAACGGAUGAGGACAUUAGAAAGGCGAAUGACAAUCGCGGAAGCUAAAAACGCCCUUGGGAUCAAUCCCGAAGAAAGCCGCCAGAUUCGAAACGCAUUUUACAACACAUUAAAAGCGGAUCAUUUUACUAGCAAGUUGGAGGCUGGCGACGAACAUUGGAAGCGACUGAAGGAGCGUUGGAUUCAAGAGACCGAGUUGCUGCAACGUAUCCUUGCCCCUGGCUCGGCAGAUCCGCAGCAUGCUACGAAAUUGAAAGCUCUCGAGGUCCUCUGUCGCGAUGUUAUGAAGCGACUUCGUGAUGACCAAACCAAACGAGAUCCCUCUCGGAAGAAGUCUAUUACUCGCACCAAUAUUCCCAGUCCAGGCGCUGCCGGCACCCAUGACAAUAGUGCAUUCAGCAGUAGCAUUACUAAUGGUAUCAGCACGCUUGCAUCGCAAGCUCUCGCCAGCGCCCCGAUGACGUCGGGCGACUUAAAUGAUAUGCAAAUAGAUCCCUCGCUUCUGCAAGCGGCAAAUGAUAACUCCUUUACCUCGACAUCUCAUGAAAACGGGAAUCCUUUUGGAUACGUGGACCCUAUUCAAGAGUCAACUACGCUGCAAGUGCCGAUCUAUGUGCGAAUUAAUCCUCCAGACCAGGUUCACGGGGAGUCUAAAACCUGCGUCGAGAAAUUAUCAGCCAAAUCCGUCGCUGAGUUACGCCAGCUCGUUGCUUCUAGGUAUCCCGGUUCCAUCGUUACGAAAAUUCAGGGACUCGAUCAGGAUGAGCAUGAAAAUGAAGUUACCUUCAACAUCCAUGAUGACAAUGAACUCGACGCUUAUUUGACGCAUGUACAUGGGCGGAGAGCAUACUUUGUCUGUCGCUUAGCUUAG